This is a messenger RNA of Vespa velutina, 2376 nucleotides long. RefSeq names its product homeobox protein MSH-C-like. Lineage: Eukaryota; Metazoa; Arthropoda; Insecta; Hymenoptera; Vespidae. The coding region runs from base 1172 to 2206 and encodes 344 amino acids. The record is from RefSeq and is a predicted model, not a curated record. Gene Ontology annotation, molecular function: DNA binding; DNA-binding transcription factor activity, RNA polymerase II-specific. The transcript has 4 exons. Gene Ontology annotation, biological process: regulation of DNA-templated transcription.
GAAAAAGAUAGUAAUCGUGGCAAAGGCCCGUUUAGAGAACCACUGCUCGUGGUUUACUAAACGCACGAAGGAGUGUUUUGCGGUGCUUUUUCGUGGUGUUCUUCUCUGAAGGCAGAAGCGUUUAUCCAUCCGUUCGACUUGGAGAGGGAGUAUGAGGAAGAAGAAGAGUAGGAGAAGGAACCAUCAGUUUGCUGACAGAAAUCCUGGAGAUAGGGUGCUCGAAGAGGGCGGACGUUUAGUUUGGAGCAUGCGCCUACUGGACCAAUCGGAGCACCGCUCUUUAAACCGCGAUGAGUUCUUUCUCGAGAAGCGAAGGCGUGUUGUUACAAGCGCGUAUAGUGUAUCCCGGCCAAAUAUCCUUUUAGGCGAGAACAUUCAAACUUCCAAUCGAAGCAUCUCGCUUCUUAUUUCGACAACAUUGAAAUUUAACAGGAGUUAGGAUAAAACUUGAUCGAAUGUAUACUUAUACUUCAUUAGAUUCCUCGCUUUAUCGCUCGCGAUUAUGACAUUUGAACUAUUACAAAUUAUGGCAUUUGAACUGUCGAUAUGUAAACGUUCAAUUGUAAAGAAUACUCAUCUCGGAUAAUAAAUAUUCAAUGGGUUUCGGUUUUCGAGAAAAUUCGAGAAGAAUUCUGAUCGACGAUUUGAUUUUAAAAAAGUCGACAGUACGAUGCAAUCUCCGACGAUAAAUCAACAAUAGGUAUUACGAAUCUUUCGAGCAUUCCCCUCCAUUCCUGCGAAAUAACCAGAAGAAAUAGUGAAUAGUCGGAAAGAGAGGGAGGGGGGAAGAUCGAAGGCGCGAGACUUUCCUCCAACCUCCUAGGAGGAUGACCUUCCCUUGGGAAUGGAUGGUGGGGAUGUUGGGAGGUCCUUCUGGACCACGGACACGUGCCACCUGUCAUACAUUCGGAAGUACUCGCUUUCGGAAGACUGUAAAGAGGAGAUUAGUUGGAGAUUAGAUCUUGAUCCUUUGACGAACAUUAUACAUUUCACAAUCGUAAAAAAGAUAAAAAGUGAAUAGAAUAAAUAAAGAAUUGUACGGAUUUUGAACAUGAUAUUUCCAUAGGAAUUAUUCGAAUCCAAUCGGUCGUGCAGUAAUCGAUUGUAAGUGAGCUUUUCGAAGGAACAUUAACGUCGACAAUGAGAUGCGUUCGUUAGAUAUCUAGAGCCGAUGACUUUUGUCAAGAUGGAGUAUUGUCAGAGCCAGGAGAAGGCGUCGGACGGUGAUAUUUGCGAUCUACGAAGAGCGAGAUCGCAUCAGAAUGCCAACGAUGUUUGUUCUAUCGAGGAGGAGGCGAGGUACGAUCGCCGAGGAAGCGAGGACACCGAACGACGUGCAAAAUCACCGAGUAAUCAUCGAGAGACGAUGGAAUAUGCAUCCGAUUCGAGCAGUGAAAGCUACAGAGAAUAUCGAAGGCAACGUAUCACGGAGAGAAGGAACGUGUCGCCGGUCGCAACGUCGAGUGCAUUUACGAUCGACAAUAUUCUUGGAACGAGAAACGAGAAACGAGAAGAGGAAAGAGAUUUUUCUAAGGUUUGUUACGUCGAUAAGGAAGACGAACAGGAUGAAAAGGACGAGAAAAUCAUCGAGGGACAAUUUGUGAGACCGACGGCUAUUCCUGCCGCCCAUCCGAACGUGAGUGGUAUGUUGUACGCGCACACGGCUAUUCCUUACACCGAUGGGACCCUCUCGGAUCCUUCGAGUUACUCGACGACCUCGUUGGCAUCAGCAUCCCUCUUGUACAGCAGCUGGUUCGCACAGUCGAAGCCUGGUCAACUUUUUGGUCUUCAAGCACCAAAACCGAAUGGCAGGCGUUCGAGAAAACCAGGAAUCGAUAGAAAACCGCGACAAGCAUAUAGCGCUAAACAAUUGGAAAGACUCGAAGCGGAGUUCAAGAUCGACAAGUAUCUCAGUGUGAGCAAACGAAUGGAACUUUCGAAAUCUCUGAAUUUGACGGAGGUUCAAAUCAAAACGUGGUUCCAAAAUCGACGUACCAAGUGGAAGAAACAACUGACGUCCCGACUGAAGAUAGCACAGAGACAAGGACUCUUACCGCCAACUUAUUUUCCACCAAACCAUUACCCUUUGUUACCCUACUAUGCCGCACCCUUGAUGUUCGGGAAUCCUUCGUUAGAUGAAGCUAGCAGCAACGUCACGACAACGAUACAGCCGCGUCCUGUCCUACCAUCAUCCGAUACAGUCUGAGAACUCAUCGACUCUUUCGAAAAUCUUUCAAUGUUUUCUUCCUUUUUAUUUUCAUUGUUAAUGUCUUUUUUCUUCUAUUUCAAAUCGUUGCUCUUUAAAGCCAUCGUCUCACCGCAAAUCCUCUAUCUUUGUGAUCAGGAUCUAAUAGUUAAGAUAUUAAAUAAUUAGAU